Messenger RNA from Rotaria socialis, 909 nucleotides. The record is from the annotation of a GenBank genome assembly. Lineage: Eukaryota; Metazoa; Rotifera; Eurotatoria; Philodinida; Philodinidae.
AUGAGUAAAUUAUGUCGAAACAUCCAAGUGGUCGAUGGCAUUUUGGUGUCUACUAAUUGCGAUGCUGCAACUUUGCGUUCAGCAUUGAAUUAUCAGGCACAAGAAGGUGAUAUAUUUCUAGUUGUCUAUCCGAAAUCGGGUACAACAUGGAUGCAAAUUAUUCUAUAUACACUUAUGAAUAAUGGUGAGGCGUUCGACGAUAAUAUGACCGAAUAUUUUGCACGCACACCUUUUCUUGAACUAGUUGGUGAAACAGGCCUGAAACAUAUGCACAGACCAUGCGCCAUUAAAACGCAUUUACCUCUUAAUCGCGUUCCUCAUCAUGAAAAUGCUAAAUAUAUUUGUGUAGUACGCAAUCCAAAAGAUGUAUGUGUAUCGUAUUAUCAUUUUCUUCUCGGCUUUAUCAAUGAAGCACCGACGCAAACUUCGUUUGAUGCAUUUUUCGAAGCUUUUAUUAAUGGAAAUGUUCAUUUUGGUGAUUACUUUGAACAUCUACAUUCUGUUUGGCAGCAUAGAGAAAAUCCUAAUGUAUUUCUAACGUCGUAUGAAGAGAUGAAACGUGAUUUACCUGGAGUCAUUCGUCGUGUUGCUCAGUUCAUGAAUAUUGAACUCACUGAUCAUUUACUUGAACGUAUUGCAACCUAUUCAUCGUUUAAUUAUAUGAAAGAACGAUUUCAGAAAGCAUAUGCAACUCAAGCAAACAUUGCUCUUUCCAAUGAAGCAGUUGGUGCUCCGUUGCCUACCGAUCGAAACAGCUUGUUGAUGUGCGAUCGUUGUGUAUUAGUGCGAGAAGGUACCGUUGGUAGUUGGUCGGCAACCAUGAGUGAAGAACAAGCGCAGCGUCUUGAUAAACUCUUUGAAGAAAAGACACUCGAUAUGCCCGGAGUGGAUAAACUUUUCCUACCUUGA